Penicillium robsamsonii is the source of this 486-nucleotide messenger RNA. Its product is annotated as Hydantoinase B/oxoprolinase. Lineage: Eukaryota; Fungi; Ascomycota; Eurotiomycetes; Eurotiales; Aspergillaceae. Bases 1 to 486 code for a protein of 161 amino acids. The transcript has a single exon. The record is from RefSeq and is a predicted model, not a curated record. Gene Ontology annotation, biological process: glutathione metabolic process. Gene Ontology annotation, cellular component: cytosol. Gene Ontology annotation, molecular function: 5-oxoprolinase (ATP-hydrolyzing) activity.
AUGCUAUACGAGGAAGGUGCCAUGACAAUGGGCUUCAAGGUGGUAUCAGAAGGCCGCUUUAGCAAGGAGAGUGUCCGGAAGUUCUUAUAUGAUGAGCCCGCUUCGUACCCCAGUUGCAGUGGCACCCGGACAUAUGACGAUAACGUCUCAGACUUUAAGGUUGCUAUGGCAGCAAUUCACAGGGGUGCACAGCUCCUGGAAGGUCUGGUAGUCGAGAACACAUUGGAAGUCGUCCACUUCUACAUGGACGCAAUCAAGCGCAACGCAGAAAUUGCCGUCCGUGAACUGCUUAAGUCCAUUGGCCUCAAGAACAAGGGAGCUCCGAUCCGAUUCUCUGACUUUAUGAAUGACGGCACCGAGAUCAAACUGGAAAUCCGCAUGAAUUACGAGACUGGGUCUGCCGACUUCGACUUUACAUGCACUGGCCGGGAAACAUUCAACUGCCUCAAUGUCCCCAAAGCCAUCGCCCACUCGGCUAUCAUCUAG